CAGUCGAGGCGAGUCGGCCUUGCCGUGAGGUUGGGACGAGCGCGGUGCACGAGCAGGUGCGUGUGUUUGUGCGUGCGUGUGUGCGAUGGCGGCGAUGGCGUCGUGCUACCCGGGCUUCGAGCUGGCCCCCGCGGCGCGCCACAAGGACUACAGCCGGCCGCUGCACGUGGACUGCAGCGUGGAGUACGAGCUGCCGAACCAGGCCAAGCCGCCAGAGGGCGCGCGCAGCGAGCCGCUGCUCAUGAUCCACCCGUGCUACUACCGGCGCGCCGAGAGCCAGCGCCGCAGCCCCUUCAUCAACAACCUGCCGUCGGCGAGCUCGCGGCGCGCGGUGCAGCUGCCGCAGUACCAGCUGCACGCCGUGCGCUACGUGGACCCCCACGCCCGGCAGCUGCCGCCCGCCGCCUGGGCCCAGCAGCGCGACCCGCUGCUCUGCGGCGCGGACUUCAGCUCGGGCUCGGACAGCGGCGUGAGCGCCGGCCAGUGGACCGACUCGGAGCGCAGCCCCGCCGCCCCCGCGGCCCCCGCCGCCCCCGCCGCCCCCGCCGCCCCGCCGGCGCGCGGGCCCGACAGCGGCGUGGCCAGCCCCGUGGACGACAAGGCCGUGCUGUCAGAGCUGCUGGCGUCCACGUGCGGAGCCGCCCCCGAGGUGAACAACAACCUGAGCCUGGCGCCCAAGGAGGCGGUGCCCCGCCACCAGCAGCCCGCCGUGGGCGUGGCGGCGGUGGCCGCCGCCCCCUGCACGUCGUGCCGCCCCGGCUUCCUCGCGCCGCCCGCGCCCUACCAGCAGCCGUGGGCGGGCGUCACGGCGCCGGCCGCCCCCGCGCCCCCGGCGCUGCACCAGGCGGCGGCCGUGGGGCGGCACCGGGGCGCGCGCGCCGCCGUCGAGCCGGGGCCCGAGCAGCGCGCCGCCGCCCGCCGCGCGUCCGCCGCCUCCUGGGGCGGGGGCGGGGGGGCGGCCAAGCGCAGCCGCACCGCGCAGGCGCAGUUCCUGCAGCCCGCCGCCCCCGAGCGCGGCGGCUGGGCGCAGUGCACGCCGUGCGGCGAGGAGUGCAAGGCCUGCUGCCUGCGCUCGGAGCAGCAGCAGCAGCAGCAGGGCGCGAGCGAGGACGCCUCCAGGAUACUCUGGAACAACGAGAACAUGUUGCGACUGUUCCAGGUGUAG
This is a messenger RNA of Bacillus rossius redtenbacheri, 1165 nucleotides long. RefSeq names its product guanine nucleotide-binding protein G(s) subunit alpha isoforms XLas-like. The transcript has 3 exons. The record is from RefSeq and is a predicted model, not a curated record. The coding region runs from base 86 to 1165 and encodes 359 amino acids. Lineage: Eukaryota; Metazoa; Arthropoda; Insecta; Phasmatodea; Bacillidae.